Molecule: messenger RNA, 5879 nt
Organism: Caretta caretta (loggerhead turtle)
Lineage: Eukaryota; Metazoa; Chordata; Testudines; Cheloniidae
Product: EEF1A lysine methyltransferase 3
Source: RefSeq, a predicted model, not a curated record
AUGGCUGCAUUCAAGCAGCCUCCCUUCUACCCUGUGGAGCUUGGGGGAUGGGCUGCCCAGGAGCUUGGGGGAUGGGCUGCCCAGGUGCCACAGAGGGCUGCUGCUGAUGCCACCCUUGAGGGGCUGGAGGCUGUGUUCCUCCAGGAGGUCGGGCUCUUCGCUGACACCUUCCCCGGGGAGACCAGCUACCCCUUUGGCAGCCAUAUGUUAACCAUUGCCCAGCACUACAGGGCCCAACUUGGGGUGGCAGAACCCCUCUGGGAGGCAGCUCUAACCCUGUAUAAAUAUUUUGAGGAGCAGAAGGGAGAUGUAAUGACCAUUGAGCUCCCCCUGGCCUCGAAGCAGAUGCAGGAGAACUUCCACAGGAAUAUGCCUGCAGAUCAUUCGGCUCGGGCCCAAACUGACUUCAUCAUAGGUGUAGACAUAGUCUGCCUGAAAGACAUGUACCCCUUGCUAAUCAGGGCCCUCCAGCACCUGGGUGGCCAGCAACCAACUAAGGCUGGCAUGCAUAGAAGGCAGUGUGAGAAACCACCACCUGAUGGCUGGAUCACAUGGCAGGUCAGCAAUCUCAGCUAAACAGGAGCUCUGGCUGGGCCAUACACAUGUGAAGUACAAAGUGACUCCAGAGUGGUACCACGGUCUGCUGUGAAGCUUGGCCGCAUCUGUACCAGAGUUUGUUGUGGACACAUCCUGACUCAUCCCAGAUGUGGGCGACCACGUGAGACCAGUUAACCCUGAGCCAGAGUCACAGAGGUCCCGACCCAGACUGUGGAUGGCAUCAAUUCCUGUAAGAUCUAUCAAAAUACACCACAACAGGAGGGAUCAGAGGUGUUUACACGUGUCCAGCUGCCAUAAAAAUGUCACCAUGUUGGUCUAACUUUCUUUAGCUCAUUGGCUUUGGAACCUCACCUCCGUGCUCAGUGCAAGGGCUGCACCAGAGACUGCACAAACUCUCCCUUCAUUUAAAUAGCAAAAUGAAAACACAGUAUUGCCGUAUAGCUUUGCUGUGCGCUGCCCUAUCCCAACCCACACUGGGGUGUAAUUGUUCUUCACCCUCUACCUGGUCAAACCCCCACCCGUCCAAGAACAACAGCACCGCAUGGCUUCCCGGGGAAGGAGACUGUUUGAAGUUAAGACACAUAUAUUGAAAACUGACUUUUACAGAAGUUCUUUAUUUUACUGUAUCAGCAGUGUAAGGAAGAGGAGAAAAAAGGAGAUGGAUUAUGGAAAGGCAGACCACGUUGCUGGAGCAUAUGGCCUGCUAAGUUUGCACUGCAGUAUGACGGCUCAUACAACUCUAAAAUGCUAACAAAGUUCAAUUCAGUGUAUUCUGAUGCUUUGUUUACAAAAGUAAUUUGAAAAUGUGGUGGCAUUUGUGGGUCUGUGGCUUGGACCCUCCUUUCUAUUGCAAAGCACCCACGUCAUAACAGCCACCCAGGCACAAUAACAGCAUCAAAACAAGCACUGUGCUAAAAACACCGCAUUCCAAACCACACCCGCAGUGUGGUAAUUACAAAGAGGUAAUGUGAACUGAUGUUAAUAAAUGCUUUAAACAAAGACGUAACUUUUCUCGCAAGUGAGCCCUAGAGUCCAAGUAGGAGCGCAAUGCGUCCCGCACUAUGUCCUGAGUGGCUGCAUCAGUCCAUAAAGGCCUCCUCUCUGGCUGUUCAAAAUGCUCACCAAGCAUUCCUGCUUCCUGCACCCAUCCAUAUGUCAGGCUCUCCCCCUUGCUCUCGCGAAGGCUGUGCGGUGGUCUUUAUCCAGCCUUGAUGUCAGGACCCAGUCUUCCAAAGGCACAUUACCCAGUCAUUCUGCAACUCCUCAGGGUGCAAGUGAACAGUUCCUUUCUCCUUUCCAGUUGUCUAGUGAAAAGCUUCCUAAGCCAGGGGAGCAGAAUGACAGGAGGGAAGGCGAUGCCACUAAUAUCCAUGUAGAUACUGGGUGCAAAGGUACCAUUUGUCACUGCAUGGAAAGUGCAGACAUUUAAAGAUCCUGGCAUCAUGGACCUUUCCAGACCACCCCACAUUAAUACUGGUGAGUCUUCCACAGUGGUCAAUCAGGCCUUGCAGCAUCAUGGAGCAAGGCCUUGGUGUUGCUCAAUUCUGAGGCUUGAUGCGGGGGAGCGGGGAGAAUAGACAUGUAGGUCCCAUCAGUGGCCCCUAUGCAUUUAGGGAACCCCAACCAUGCAAGACCCUUAAUAGCUGCCUGCACAGAGCCUAGUUUUAUGUCCCAGGGGGACAGACAGCACCUUCUUGAUAGUGGCACAGACCUCUGUUACAACAGCCCAACUGUUGAUCAACUCUAAACCAGUCAGCAACUAACUGGCAGCAGUCAGGGGAUGGGGGAGGGGGGCGAGCUUCCAAUUGUGAUGCUCUGUGACCUUAUUGACUUGAACUGGGACCAUAUAGAACAUUGUUGCAACCAAGGUCUGUAGUGGCACCAAAUCUUGUAUAAAGGGGGUCAAAUAAGGUGUCUAAGACAAGGUUGUGGUUUGCUGGUUAUGAUUAUGCUGUUUGCAUGUAUCAUUUUUGUAUUUAAAGAUAUAAGUAUUGGAUCUAUACGGUUUGUAUUUCAAACUUGUGCUAUGCUUCUGGUUGACACCCCAGACAAGUUGGUGUCAGCUCUGCCCAGCCUGCCUGAUGGCCCAUUAAGGACCAUCAGCUAUACAACUGACCCAUUGGGAGAAGGCAGAUACACCUUGUGACUCAGCAAGGCAUGCAGGGACAUGCCUAUGGGACAGAACAGGUUUUUCCAUGCCAUGUAAUGGACAGCUUGUCUUUGAAACAAAGAAAGAAAGACCACAUGGCAAGAGAAUAUAAAAAGCUGCUGCAGCUCCUCCAUCUUGUCUUCAAUCCUGCUUCAUACCUCUAGAGGGACUUUGCUACAAACGGAAGCUCUACACAAAGGACUGAUGACGCAUCUCAGAUGUGGAUGUUCUCCAGAGACUUGACUUGAACCUGAAGUUUAUUCUAUCGCUGCUACAAGCCUGAACCAAGAACUUUGCCAUGACUGUAUGUAAUUGAUUCCAUUUAACCAAUUCUAGCUCUCACCUGUAUCUUUUUCCUUUUAUGAAUAAACCUAUAGAUUUUAUAUUCUAAAGGAUUGGCGAUAGCGCGAUUUGUGGGUAAGAUCUGAUCUGUAUAUUGACCUGGGUCUGGGGUUUCAUCCUUUGGGAUCGAGAGAACCAUUUUUCUUUUACUGGGGUAUUGGUUUUCAUCACCAUUUGUCCGCAUAACGAGUGGCACUGGUGGUGAUACUGGGAAACUGGAGUGUCUAAGGGAAUUGCUUGUGUGACUUAUGGUUAGCCAGUGGGGUAAAACCGAAGUCUUCUCUGUUUGGCUGGUUUGGUUUGCCUUGGUGUGCAUAGAAACCCCAGCCUUGGGCUGUAACUGCCCGGCUUUAAGCAAUCUAUCCAACUAUAUACUCUUAGCCCAGCAGAAUACUCUGUCCUAUCUCGGGGCCUCUCCUUCUGCCCCUCCACCCCCACAAACAUGAUAUAGUUCUGCGGUGACCUAGAAUCCUAUUUUUGACGUCUCUGACUCAAGGAAUAUUUCCAACACACCUCUGAACAACAUACUAACCCACAGAGACCUUCCUACCAAGACUACAAAAAGAAGGAUUCUGGGUGGACUCCUCCUGAAGGUCGAAACAACAGACUGGACUUCUACAUAGAGUGCUUCCGCCAACGUGCACGGGCUGAAAUUGUGGAAAAGCAGCAUCACUUGCCCCAUAACCUCAGCCGUGCAGAACACAAUGCCAUCCACAGCCUCAGAAACAACUCUGACAUCAUAAUCAAAAAGGCUGACAAAGGAGGUGCUGUCGUCAUCAUGAAUAGGUCGGAAUAUGAACAAGAGGCUGCUAGGCAGCUCUCCAACACCACUUUCUACAAGCCAUUACCCUCUGAUCCCACUGAGGGUUACCAAAAGAAAUGACACCAUCUGCUCAAGAAACUCCCUGGAAAAAGCACAAGAACAAAUCCACACAGACAUACCCCUAGAACCCUGACCAGAGGUAUUCUAUCUGCUACCCAAGAUCCAUAAACCUGGAAAUCCUGGACACCCCAUCAUCUCAGGCAUUGGCAUCCUGACAGCAGGAUUGUCUGGCUAUGUAGACUCCCUCCUCAGGCCCUACGCUACCAGCACUCCCAGCUAUCUUUGAGACACCACUGACUUCCUGAGGAAACUACAAUCCAUCGGUGAUCUUCCUGAAAACACCAUCCUAGCCACUAUGGAUGUAGAAGCCCUCUACACCAACAUUCCACACAAAGAUGGACUACAGGCUGUCAGGAACAGUAUCCCCGAUAAUGUCACAGCAAACCUGGUGGCUGAACUUUGUGACUUUGUCCUCACCCAUAACUAUUUCACAUUUGGGGACAAUGUAUACCUUCAAAUCAGCGGCACUGCUAUGGGUACCCGCAUGGCCACACAGUAUGCCAACAUUUUUAUGGCUGACUUAGAACAACACUUCCUCAGCUCUCGUCCCCUAAUGCCCCUACUCUACUUGCGCUACAUUGAUGACAUCUUCAUCAUCUGGACCCAUGGAAAAGAAGCCCUUGAGGAAUUCCACCACGACUUCAACAAUUUCCAUCCCACCAUCAACCUCAGCCUGGACCAGUCCACACAAGAGAUCCACUUCCUCGACACUACGGUGCUAAUAAGCGAUGGUCACAUAAACUCCACCCUAUACCGGAAACCUACUGACCGCUAUACUUACCUGCAUGCCUCCAGCUUUCAUCCAGACCACACCACACGAUCCAUUGUCUACAGCCAACCUCUACGAUACAACCGCAUUUGCUCCAACCCCUCAGACAGAGACAAACACCUACAAGAUCUCUAUCAAGCAUUCUUACAACUACAAUACCCACCUGCUGAAGUGAAGAAACAGACUGACAGAGCCAGAAGAGUACCCAGAAGUUACCUAUUACAGGACAGGCCUAACCAAAAAAAAAUAACAGAACGCCACUAGCCAUCACCUUCAGCCCCCAACUAAAACCUCUCCAACGCAUCAUCAAGGAUCUACAACCUAUCCUGAAGGAUGACCCAUCACUCUCACAGAUCUUGGGAGACAGGCCAGUCCUUGCUUACAGACAGCCCCCCAACCUGAAGCAAAUACUCACCAGCAACCACACACCACACAACAAAAACACUAACCCAGGAACCUAUCUUUGCAACAAAGCCCGUUGCCAACUGUGUCCAUAUAUCUAUUCAGGGGACACCAUCAUAGGGCCUAAUCACAUCAGCCACACUAUUAGAGGCUCGUUCACCUGCACAUCCACCAAUGUGAUAUAUGCCAUCAUGUGCCAGCAAUGCCCCUCUGCCAUGUACAUUGGGCAAACUGGACAGUCUCUACAUAAAAGAAUAAAUUGACACAAAUCAGACAUCAAGAAUUAUAACAUUCAAAAACCAGUCGGAGAACACUUCAAUCUCUUUCGUCACUCAAUUACAGACCUAAAAGUUGCAAUUCUUCAACAAAAAAACUUCAAAAACAGUCUCCAAUGAGAGACUGCUGAAUUGGAAUUAAUUUGCAAACUGGAUACAAUUAACUUAGGCUUGAAUAAAGACUGGGAGUGGAUGGGUUAUUACACAAAGUAAAACUAUUUCCCCAUGUUUAUUCCCCCUCCCCCUUCCUCAGACUUUGUCAACUGCUGGAAAUGGCCCACCUUGAUUAUCACUAUAAAAGGUUCCCUCCCCCACCCCACGCUGGUAAUAGCUCACCUUACCUGAUCACUCUCGUUACAGUGUGUAGGGUAACACCCAUUGUUUCAUGUUCUCUGUGUACAUAAAUCUCCCCACUGUAUUUUCCACUGAAUGCAUCUGAUGAAGUGAGCUGUAGCUCAUGAAAGCUUAUGCUCAAAUAAAUUUGUUAGUCUCUAAGGUGCC